Panicum virgatum (switchgrass) is the source of this 1372-nucleotide messenger RNA. Its product is annotated as probable carboxylesterase 15. The record is from RefSeq and is a predicted model, not a curated record. Lineage: Eukaryota; Viridiplantae; Streptophyta; Magnoliopsida; Poales; Poaceae. Gene Ontology annotation, molecular function: hydrolase activity. The transcript has a single exon. Bases 74 to 1081 code for a protein of 335 amino acids.
CCUCACAGCUCAGCUCACACUUGUCACCCGCAUCGCGCCGCUCCAGCUCGCGUCAUCAGCUAGCUAGCUAGCCAUGGAGUCCUCCGAGGCCGCUGCGCCGCCCGCCGGCGAUCCCGCGCCGCACGUGGUGGACGAGUGCCGGAGCGUGCUGUUCGUGUACAGCGACGGCACCGUGGUGCGGCGCGCGGCGCCGGGGUUCGCCACGCCCGUGCGCGACGACGGGUCCGUGGAGUGGAAGGACGCGACGUUCGACGCGGCGCGCGGGCUGGGGCUCCGGCUCUACCGGCCCCGGGACUGGGGGCGCAGGCUGCCGGUGUUCUUCUACUACCACGGCGGCGGGUUCUGCAUCGGCUCCCGCGCCUGGCCCAACUGCCAGAACUACUGCCUCCGCCUCGCCGCGGACCUCGGCGCGCUCGUCGUGGCCCCGGACUACCGCCUCGCGCCGGAGCACCGCCUCCCCGCGGCCAUUGACGACGGCGCGGCCGCGGUCCUGUGGCUCGCCGCGCAGGCGCGGGGCGGCGGCGGGGACCCGUGGGUCGCCCAGUCCGCGGACCUCGCCCGCGUGUUCGUCUCGGGCGACUCCGCCGGCGGCAACAUCGCGCACCACCUCGCCGUGCGGUUCGGCUCCCCGGCCGGGCGCGAGGAGCUCGCGCCCGCCGCCGUCCGCGGCUACGUCCAGCUCAUGCCCUUCUUCGGCGGCACCGAGCGCACGCGGUCGGAGGCCGAGUGCCCCGACGACGCGUUCCUCAACCGGCCCCUCAACGACCGGUACUGGCGCCUGUCGCUGCCGGAGGGCGCCACGCCGGAACACCCCGUCGCGAACCCGUUCGGGCCCGGCGCUCCGGCGCUGGAGGCCGUGGAGAUCGCGCCGACGAUGGUCGUCGUCGGGGGCCGCGACAUCCUCCACGACCGCGCCGUCGACUACGCGGCGAGGCUCAAGGCCAUGGGCAAGGCCGUGGAGGUACGGGACUUCGAGGGGCAGCAGCACGGCUUCUUCACCAUCGACCCCUGGUCCGACGCCUCCGCUGAGCUCAUGCGCGUCAUCAAGCGCUUCGUCGACUCGGACGGCCGGUUCGAUUGAACCCAAAUCCUAGCCGCGUGUUCAUACCGGUUCAGGACUCGACGGACCAGAAUUAUUGGGACAACCAUUUCCCGGGUUUAAGGUGCGAGAGUCACUAGAGUCAAUGAGGCCUUGAACACCGGUUGCUCCUUUCAUAAAUGCACUUAAGUGCACUUUGUGUCUUACUGUCUUAGUGUGAACUCGGCUCCGCUAGUGUACUAAUUAUGUUUCAUUUUCUUUAUUAAUAUUAAUACAAAUAUACGUAGCUAUCUUGCGUAUUCGAGAAAAAUAUACUCCAAAUUUAUAAUUUAA